Messenger RNA from Cucumis melo (muskmelon), 1328 nucleotides. RefSeq lists its product as uncharacterized. Bases 112 to 1068 code for a protein of 318 amino acids. The record is from RefSeq and is a predicted model, not a curated record. The transcript is spliced from 5 exons. Lineage: Eukaryota; Viridiplantae; Streptophyta; Magnoliopsida; Cucurbitales; Cucurbitaceae.
AAUCACUCUCUUUUCUAUCUUUGUCCUCUUCACCUUCUUGUAUUCCCUUCAUAGGCUUCGCGUUUCCUCUGUUUCUGAUUCGAUAGUGUGUUCGAGUGUUUUCCUUAAACAAUGGUCGUCAUGGAUGGGAGUUUGGACGACAAUGAGUUUUGGCUUCCUCCUCAGUUUCUUGCUGAUGAUGAUAACAUGUUACACCAAAAUGACCAAAACUGCUUGGAUGAAUCAUUGAAGGGGUCGAGCGAGACGAUAAGAGAAGAGGAGGAUUCUGUCUCUGGUUUGAUUCUUCGUAUGGCUCGCUUCACCAUUGAUGACGGAUGGGUUUUGUCUGGAUCGCCACAAUCUACUCUGUGUGAUAUGGAGAGUGGAAGUAGUUGUAGUCAAGUUUCUAGUCGUGGAAGUCCAAAAGGUAAUUCGAAGGCUCAAUCUCCUCCGCCUAUAAGGGAUUUAUUGCAUGCGGUUGCAGAGGAAGUUGCGAGGAUGAGAGUCAAUGAGAGCCAUGGGGGGGUUCUUCAUCAAAACAGAGGAAUAUCUCAAGUCUCUGUUCCGGUGAAAAACCCGACCACCGGUACCGGAUUCUACCAGAAGUUGCAUGGUCCGCAACGACAAAACUUGACUGUUGAUGAGCAGAUAAAUUCUCGUACGAGAAAUCAACAGCAACAAACCCAUCAGAUGGUUCAAAAUGGAAUAAGUGACUAUAACGGAUUGUCCUCAUUGGAAAGGCUUCCACUGCCACAAGGUUAUAGAACUGAAGGAGGCAAAAGGGAAUUCGCUGGAACUGGUGUAUUUUUGCCUCGACAUACCAACGCAGAAGCUGACGAACGCCGAAAACCAGCGUGUUCAACGGUGUUGGUUCCAGCAAAAGUAAUGAAAGCUUUGAAUCUUAAGCUUGACGACAUUUGCAAUAAUAAUCCCCAUCUUGAACCCGUCGACGGUGGACGAUUGAAUUCAGGCAACGAUGUUCUAUUGAGGCUGCAAAUCAACCGUGAUGGAAAUCAUCAAAAACGCAACCACCGUCGAGAGACAUCAACGGACCAGGAAAUCAAGCUUCCCCAAGAAUGGAUUUAUUGAAAUGAUUCAAGAGUCAUGGAAUUUUAUGAAAAUGAAGAUAUAUGUAAGUUGGAAUAAGAAUUUUGGUAUUCUAAUGAGGAAGAGAAUUGCUAGGGAUAGCUAGCAACUAUAAUGUACACAUCAAGUUUUUUUUUCUCUUUUGUUCUUUGUUGGGCGAGGGAUUAUGGUCAGUCACUCAUAGUUAUGAACAAGGGUGGAUGCAAAAAUAAGUGUAUUUUUCAUCUCUUUCUAUGUCAAUAAAUUGUUCUAUAUUCUAUAAA